This is a messenger RNA of Schistocerca americana (American grasshopper), 3819 nucleotides long. RefSeq names its product disintegrin and metalloproteinase domain-containing protein 10 (gene kuz). Gene Ontology annotation, biological process: membrane protein ectodomain proteolysis; Notch signaling pathway. The record is from RefSeq and is a predicted model, not a curated record. Gene Ontology annotation, molecular function: metalloendopeptidase activity. The coding region runs from base 123 to 2741 and encodes 872 amino acids. Gene Ontology annotation, cellular component: plasma membrane. NCBI's taxonomy places the organism in Eukaryota, Metazoa, Arthropoda, Insecta, Orthoptera, Acrididae. The transcript has 15 exons.
GAUGUGUGUGCAGAGACAAAGGUUUUUGUGGUAGUCAGUGAAGUAGAUGUGUUAGUUUUGGUGAAUGAAAGUGGUUUUAUUGUGAUUAUAAGUGUGUGCAUGGAACAUAUACGUAUGGAAUUAUGUUCAGCGAGUGUGGAUACGUAAUAUUCAUCUUACUGCUGGCUCCGUACAUCGAAAGUGCGGAGCGCCUGAACGAGUACAUCUCGCGCUACGAGCCGCUGAGCUACGACCGCGCCGAGGUGCACCGGGCACACUCGCGCGCGCGCCGCUCGGCGCCGCGGCCCGGCGUCCACCCGCUGAGCAUCGAGUUCGAGGCCCGCGGCCGCCGCUUCCCGCUGCGCCUGCGCCGCGACACCGCCGCCUUCAGCGACCGCCUGCAGGUGCUGGGCUCGGCGGGGCAGCCGCUGCACGUCGACACCGCCCACCUCUACCACGGACACCUCGCCGGUGAACCCAAGAGCCACGUAUUUGGCUCUGUCAUCGAUGGAGUGUUUGAAGGCAAGAUAUACUCGCCUUCAGACGGUGCCUUCUACGUCGAGAAGGCACACCACUUCUUCCCGUCGGGACACAACGACUCCAUCCACUCUGUGAUAUACCACGAGGCUGAUGUCGAAGACCCUUACGAAAGCCAGCGCACAGGUCACGUCGGAGGCUGCGGCAUCACGGACGAUGUGGUCCAGUGGAUGGACCGUGUCCAGAACUCGGCGGACGAAGAGGAGCCCGAGCCGCCACCCCCUCCGCCCUCACCACCGAGGGGGCAGACGCGGAGCAGUUGGGAAGAGCAGGGAGCGGAUGCCUACCAGAAGUACAGCCGCGAGGCCAACGAGGGCAGCGGAGGCGGUAGCAGAACCAAGAGGGCGACCCGGCCAAAGGAGGACAACCGCAACACGUGCUCGCUCUUCAUACAGACUGACCCCCUCAUCUGGAGGCACAUCUCAGAGACGGUAAACGGUGAUGCGGAAAAGACGAGGGAGGAGAUUUUGUCCCUCAUUGCACACCACGUUACGGCUGUCAACUAUAUUUACAGGGAUACUAAGUUUGACGGCAAUGUUGAGCACCGAAACAUCAAGUUUGAAGUUCAGAGGAUAAAGAUAGACGAUGAUGCCCCGUGUCAGCCCGGAUGGAGAGGUGACCCGAACCAGUUCUGUAUGGAAAACAUUGACGUCAGCAACUUCCUGAAUCUGCACUCUCUGGGCAACCACGAGGACUUCUGUCUGGCAUACGUGUUCACGUAUCGCGACUUCACCGGGGGUACGCUGGGGCUUGCUUGGGUUGCCUCUGCAUCUGGUGCAUCUGGUGGGAUAUGUGAGAAGUUCAAAACGUACACAGAGACAAUUGGUGGGCUGUACCACUCGACGAAGCGUAGCCUCAACACUGGCAUCAUCACGUUCGUCAACUACAACAGCCGUGUCCCGCCAAAGGUUUCACAGCUCACACUCGCUCACGAAAUUGGCCACAACUUUGGUUCGCCGCAUGAUUACCCAGCAGAAUGCCGUCCCGGUGGGCUCAAUGGCAACUUCAUCAUGUUUGCGUCGGCCACGUCGGGUGACCGGCCCAACAACAGCAAGUUCUCGAGCUGCAGCAUCGGCAACAUCAGCAAGGUCCUGGAUGCUAUUGAGGACAACAAGAAGAGGAAUUGCUUCACAGCUUCGGAGGGUGCUUUCUGUGGGAACAAGAUUGUGGAGAUCGGGGAGGAGUGCGACUGUGGCUACGAUGACGACGAGUGCACAGACAAGUGCUGCUACCCGCGACAGGUGUCGGAGGUGGACCGCAUCAAGAAUGAGUCGGCCAAGGGCUGCUACCGCCGCGCUGGGACGCAAUGCAGUCCCAGCCAAGGGCCGUGUUGCUCCAGCGAGACGUGCCAGUUCGUGCUCAGCCGGCAGAACGUGCUCUGCCGCUCAGAGUCCGACUGCAGUUGGAGCUCCAAGUGCAGUGGCAGCUCGCCCGAGUGCCCGGCGCCGAUGCCCAAGGCCAACAAGACACGCUGCAAUGAGGGCACACAGUUGUGCAUCAACGGGGAGUGCACCGGUUCGAUCUGCCUCGAGUGGAACAUGACGGAGUGCUUCCUGAGCUCGGGCACGGACAAGCGGCGGCUGUGCGAGCUGGCCUGCCAGAAUGGCACGGACGCCGCCACCUGCCGCAGCACCAGCGAGUUCGCCGCUGCUGUCGGCCUGCCUCCCGGCGGCAUAAGCCUGCGGCCGGGCUCUCCCUGUGAUAACUUCCAGGGCUACUGUGAUGUGUUCUACAAGUGCAGAGCUGUGGAUGCUGAGGGGCCGCUGGCUCGGCUCAAGAAUCUCCUCUUCAAUAAGGAGACGUUGCUCACUGUUGCUCAGUGGAUCACGGAAUACUGGUGGGCAGUUCUGUUGAUGGGCGUAGCAUUCAUCAUCUUCAUGGGACUGUUCAUAAAGUGCUGUGCUGUCCACACACCCUCAUCGAAUCCAAAGAAACCACCUGCCCGACGCUUUAGCGAAACACUGCGUCACCCCAUGAGCACACUUAGAAGAAUGAGGGGACCCCCAGCGGGCCUGCCGGUCGGCUCGCACCACCCGGCGCAACUGCGGUCGGGUCCCUCGGGCCACUCCCGAGCCCCUGCCCACGGCUACGGGGAGGGGAGAGGUCAGUACUAUGCUCCCAAAGCCUCCGCCCCACCGGCCAACUACAGCCGCGGAGCCGACAUGUACGCGGGUGCGUACGGUGGCCGCAGCAACGCGUUCGAGAUGCGCCACCACAAGGUCUGACAGACGGCGGCUGCCGGCGGAGAGUGGUGCACACCGGGCCUCUCUUUUGCUGCCCCCCCGGUUUCCGGAGGCUUCCGGAGCCGGCCGCCGCCACCCCCGACAUAGUCGCGGGGCGGAGACUACGACGACCACUGCCGCACGAGAGGUGGAACGGCUGUUCUCGGGAGCAAGUGGAGAACUAGUGAUUUUUAAAAGGAACAUUCGGACCAGAUGGGGGGGAGAGAAGGCGGGGUGGCAUUAUCUGUAAGACUCAGAUUAUCAUUACAAUUGUGCUCACUGCGAACUUGUGGAGAGAAACUUUUUUCUGACUGAAUGACAAAUUCCCACCUUCCACGUGACGUCACGUCAUUCACCGUCGCUUUUUGGGGUGUGCGACGCUUCGCCAGUCGGUCGAGCGAUAGGCCCGUAUGUCUUACUGUCGUACACCGGAUUGCACGAGUACAGCUUGCAUCUCAGAAGGGGUGCAGGCUCUGUGCUAAAUCAUUUCAGAAGUUUGGUUUUCCACACUGCCCGGAGAGCAAAAGAAGCUGUGGCUGUAUGUUGCUGGUGUGGUUGUAAGGUAUCGGUUCGGUUUGACGAUGUGGUACGCAGUUUGUUUUUUUCCACUCUUCUCCUAUAAGGGAUAACGCAAAGUUAUGGAUGACACCUAUUUGUGUGACAUUAAUCUGUAAUGGAAGCAUAUCAUUAGAGGUAUCUGUCAGUAUAACAGCACCAAAGACUUGGAUUGUAGGGUUUUAGGGUUAUAUGACAGAAGCUCACUAAAUGCAUUUGAACUGGUACCCAUGCAGAGCCUGUAAAUGUGCAGAGUCCCACAGGCAGUUGUCAAGCUGUAUAGCCAUGCAAAUAUAUUGGCGUCGGAUACUUCUGUUCCAUAAUAGAUGUGUUCUGAUGUGCAACCAGGUAACGGGCUAGAUGCUUGCCAACAAUGCUUUUUUGUGUUUUAUCUUUCACUACAUUUCAGCUACCGCCUAGAAAUAAACAAAAAUAAUUCGUUUUAAUUGUGUCAAAAGAAAUACAUGCUGCAAAUAUUGUGAUGCAGGUUGAGACAACAAUUUCUGUGCACCUCUUUUUUUUUUUU